Messenger RNA from Corapipo altera (White-ruffed manakin), 5147 nucleotides. It is a transcript of the gene NOS1, whose product is annotated as nitric oxide synthase 1. The transcript has 29 exons. The record is from RefSeq and is a predicted model, not a curated record. Gene Ontology annotation, molecular function: heme binding; flavin adenine dinucleotide binding; FMN binding. NCBI's taxonomy places the organism in Eukaryota, Metazoa, Chordata, Aves, Passeriformes, Pipridae. Bases 637 to 4953 code for a protein of 1438 amino acids. Gene Ontology annotation, biological process: nitric oxide biosynthetic process.
CUCCUAAUGAGGGCUGCACCGGCUCGCUCCACACCCAUAAAAACCCUGGUUGGACGUCAAAGCGGAUUCGUUUCGGUGAUGCUGGGAUAAAGGGGCGCAGCGAGGACUGGCUCCCCCCCUGCCAGCCCAGCCGAGCCCAGCGCCGCGCCGGGAGGGAUGCGGGGCCGGGCACGGGCGCGGGGCCGGGCACGGCUCCUCUCCGCCGCACGAUAAAGAAGCUCGUGGACGGUCUGCGGGGAUGCCGGUGAAGUGAGCGGGCUGCCUCCCCCUCUCUGCCCAGCGCAGGACCAGAGGCUGACUGGAAGCUGGCAUGUUGCCCCCUCCAGCCCCUGCUUGGCCACGCGAUGCCCAGCCUUGCCUGCCCUGCCUGCCCUGCCUGUCCUGUCCCUAGCCUUGCUUCCCACCCGUGACACCCCCUGCCCUUCCCCGGGUGUUUCAGAGCGUGGUGACACCGAGCAUGCCGCAGAAAGCCGCCCCGCAGCCGAAGCCCUGAGGAGCUUCCCAGUUAAGAGCAGUUCCCCAAGAGCCAGAGUUGCCCCUUCCCCGCCCCGGCGAGGACGAGCAUCUCCGACGGCGGAUCUCUCUGCGCUCAGCGGGUGUCGAGGUCCUGGUCUGCAGGCUCGAGGAGGGGCUGCCAUGGAAGAGAAUGUGUUCAGCGUGCAGCAGAUACAGCCCAACGUCAUCUCGGUGAGGCUCUUCAAGCGCAAGGUGGGCGGCCUCGGCUUCCUGGUGAAGGAGCGCGUCAGCAAACCGCCCGUCAUCAUCUCCGACCUGAUCCGGGGAGGGGCUGCGGAGCAGAGCGGCCUCAUCCAGGCUGGGGACAUCAUCUUGGCCGUCAAUGGCAGGCCCCUGGUGGACAUGAGCUAUGAGACGGCGCUGGAGAUCCUGAGAAGCAUCGCCUCUGAGACCUACGUGGUCCUCAUCCUGCGGGGCCCCGAGGGCUUCACCACUCACCUGGAGACCACCUUCGCGGGCGACGGGACGCCCAAAACCGUCCGCGUCACCAGACCCCUCUGCCCAGCUCCGAGGGCGGUUGACUUGUCCAACCCAAGCCCGCACGGCAAAGAGCAGCCGCAGCCCGAGCGCGCCAUGGGCUCCCUGUGGACCAGAGAGAUCGGGAGGGAGGUGGAGCCGAUGGCCCACAUUAACGGCGUCGUUACCGGCGGCAAAGGGCAGGACGCCGGGAAGGGCAAGGAGGGGGCUUGUGGCCACCCGUGCCUCAACGGCGGCGUGGAGGACAACGAGCUGCUCAAAGAGAUCGAGCCCGUCCUGGAUCUCCUGAAGAGCAGCAGUAAGGGCAGCGAUGGAGAUGCGCCCUCCAAGGUAGAGACAAGGGAUAUAGAAGUCCAGGUGGACUGUUUCAGGGAAGGGGAAAACAAUCCUCAGAAAGCUUUCCCGGCUCGGAUGGAGAACGAUCGUGUCCUGGGCGACCUGUGGGGGAAGAGCAACGUGCCCAUGGUCCUGAACAACCCCUACUCCGAAGCAGAGCAGCCACCUCCAUCCGGGCGUCAGUCCCCGACCAAGAACACGGCCAACGGGAGCCCUUCCAAAUGCCCGCGGUUCGUGAAGAUCAAGAACUGGGAGACGGGCUCUGUGCUCCACGACACCCUGCACCUCAAGACUGCCAUGGCCACCGCCUGCACCGAGCAGAUCUGCAUGGGCUCAGUGAUGACCCCCAGCCCUCACAUCCGCAAGUCAGAGGACACCAGGACAAAGGAGGAGGUGCUCCUGUUGGCCAAGGACUUCAUUGACCAGUACUACUCCUCCAUAAAGAGAUCUGGCUCCAAGGCCCACAUGGAGAGGCUGGAGGAGGUGACCAAGGAGAUUGAAGCCACUGACACCUACCAGCUGCGGGACACCGAGCUCAUCUACGGAGCCAAGCACGCCUGGAGGAACGCAGCCCGCUGCGUGGGCAGGAUCCAGUGGUCCAAGCUGCAGGUGUUUGAUGCCCGGGACUGCACCACAGCCCACGGGAUGUUCAACUACAUCUGCAACCACAUCAAAUAUGCCACCAACAAAGGGAACCUCAGGUCUGCCAUCACCAUCUUCCCGCAGCGGACGGACAGCAAGCACGACUUCCGCAUCUGGAACGCCCAGCUCAUCCGCUACGCCGGCUACAAGCAGCCCGACGGCACCAUCCUGGGAGACCCUGCCAACGUGGAGCUCACAGAGAUCUGCAUCCAGCAAGGCUGGAAGGCGCCGUACGGACGCUUUGAUAUCCUGCCUCUGCUCCUCCAAGCCAACGGCAACGACCCAGAGCUCUUCGAAAUCCCCCCGGAGCUCGUGCUGGAAGUGCCCAUCCGGCACCCCAAGUUUGAGUGGUUCAAGGACCUGGGGCUGAAGUGGUAUGGUCUGCCAGCAGUUUCCAACAUGCUCCUGGAGAUCGGUGGCCUGGAGUUCUCCGCCUGCCCCUUCAGCGGUUGGUACAUGGGCACCGAGAUCGGCGUCCGCGACUACUGCGACAACUCCCGCUACAACAUCCUGGAGCAAGUGGCCAAGAAAAUGAAUCUGGACAUGAGGAAAACCUCCUCGCUGUGGAAGGACCAGGCCCUGGUGGAGAUCAACAUUGCUGUGCUGUACAGCUUCCAGAGUGACAAGGUGACCAUCGUGGAUCACCACUCGGCCACGGAGUCCUUCAUCAAGCACAUGGAGAACGAGUACCGGUGCCGUGGGGGUUGUCCUGCCGACUGGGUGUGGAUUGUCCCGCCCAUGUCUGGCAGCAUCACCCCAGUUUUCCACCAGGAAAUGCUCAACUACCGCCUCACCCCCUCCUUUGAGUACCAGCCGGACCCCUGGAACACCCACGUCUGGAAAGGGGUCAAUGGGACACCCACCAAGAAGAGGGCCAUUGGAUUUAAGAAGUUAGCAAAGGCUGUGAAGUUCUCAGCCAAGCUGAUGGGACAGGCCAUGGCCAAGAGGGUCAAGGCCACCAUCCUGUACGCCACGGAGACGGGGAAGUCCCAGGUCUAUGCAAAAACUCUGUGUGAAAUCUUCAAACACGCUUUCGAUGCCAAGGUGAUGUCCAUGGACGAGUACGACGUCGUGCACCUGGAGCACGAAACCAUGGUCCUGGUGGUCACCAGCACCUUCGGCAACGGGGACCCCCCCGAGAACGGAGAGAAAUUUGGCUGCGCGUUGAUGGAGAUGAAGAAUCCCAACUCCCACCUGGAGGAGAGGAAGAGCUACAAGGUCCGUUUCAACAGUGUCUCCUCUUACUCGGACGCUCGGAAAUCCUCCAGCGAUGGCCCUGAUUCCAGGGACAACUUUGAGAGCACGGGGCCUCUGGCUAACGUCAGGUUCUCCGUGUUUGGGCUGGGCUCACGUGCCUACCCCCACUUCUGCGCCUUCGCCCGGGCCGUGGACACGCUCCUGGAGGAGCUGGGCGGGGAGAGGAUCCUCCGCAUGGGAGAGGGGGACGAGCUCUGCGGCCAGGAGGAGUCCUUCAGGACCUGGGCCAAGAAGGUCUUCAAGGCAGCAUGUGACGUGUUCUGCGUGGGGGACGACGUCAACAUCGAGAAAGCAAACAACUCCCUCAUCAGCAACGACCGCAGCUGGAAGAGGAGCAAGUUUCGGCUGACCUACGUGGCCGAGGCCCCAGAGCUCACACAAGGACUGUACAGCAUCCACAAAAAACGUGUCUAUGCAGCCCGGCUGAUCACACGCCAGAACCUGCAGAGCCCCAAGUCCAGCCGCCUGACGAUCUUCCUGCGCCUGCACACCGACGGGCACCAGGGGCUGCAGUACCUGCCCGGGGACCACCUGGGGGUGUUUCCCGGGAACCACGAGGACUUGGUCAACGCCCUGAUCGACAGGCUUGAGGAUGCCCCUCCGGCCAACCAGCUGGUGAAGGUGGAGCUGCUGGAGGAGAGGAGCACGGCUCUAGGUGUCAUCAGCAACUGGACAGACGAGAACCGUGUCCCACCGUGCACCAUCUUCCAGGCUUUUAAGUACUAUUUGGACAUCACCACCCCUCCCACGCCCCUGCUGCUGCAGCAGUUUGCUUUGUUGGCCACCAGUGAGACGGAGAAGAAACGUCUGCAGGUCCUUAGCAAGGGCCUGCAGGAGUACGAGGAGUGGAAGUGGUCCAAGAACCCCACCAUCGUGGAGGUGCUGGAGGAGUUCCCCUCGGUGCAGAUGCCCUCCACGCUGCUGCUCACACAGCUCCCCCUCCUCCAGCCACGCUACUACUCCAUCAGCUCCUCCCCAGAGCUGUACCCGGGCGAGGUCCAUCUCACCGUAGCCGUGGUCUCCUACCGCACCAGAGAUGGAGAAGGGCCAAUCCACCACGGAGUCUGCUCCUCUUGGCUCAAUCGGAUACAGCCCGAUGAAGUGGUGCCCUGCUUUGUAAGGGGUGCCCCCGGGUUCCACCUGCCCCAGGACCCCCAGGUGCCCUGCAUCCUCAUCGGCCCCGGCACCGGCAUCGCCCCUUUCCGCAGCUUCUGGCAGCAGCGGCUUUUUGAGAUCCAGCACAAAGGGCUGAAGCCUUGUCCCAUGGUCCUGGUGUUUGGCUGCCGGCAGUCCAGGAUCGACCACAUCUACAAGGAGGAGACGCUCUUUGCCAAAACCCAAGGUGUCUUCAGAGAGCUGUACACAGCCUACUCCCGGGAGCCAGACAAACCAAAGAAAUACGUGCAGGACGUGUUGCAGGAGCAGCUGGCCCAGACGGUGUUCAGAGCGCUGAAGGAGCAGGGAGGCCACAUCUACGUCUGCGGGGAUGUCACCAUGGCCGGGGACGUCCUCAAGACCGUCCAGCGCAUCGUGAGGCAGCAGGGCCAGCUGUCGGUGGAGGAGGCGGGCGCCUUCAUCAGCAAGCUGAGGGAUGACAGCCGGUACCACGAGGAUAUUUUUGGAGUCACCCUGCGUACGUACGAAGUGACGAACCGCCUUAGAUCCGAGUCCAUCGCGUUCAUCGAGGAGAGCAAAAAAGACACGGAUGAGGUUUUCUGCUCCUAACUGGACCCUUCGCCCCAAGGGGAUGCCAAACCAGUCCCAGCACCUGCUGCCCCCUCCAGCUGGAGGGCACUGGGUUUUGUAUUUCACGGACACAGUGGCUCCUUUUCCACGGGGAACUGCCCUUGGAAAGUGCUCUGUCUCUCGUCCUGUUGUUGUGUCCUGAUGAUGAUGAUGAUGAUGAUUUUUAUUUCCUU